UUCACAGAAGAAAUAUUUUUUCGGAAGAAGAUCCCUACAAAGCGGCCCUAUUUCUUUUCAGACAGAAAAAGUCGAAGAAUCCGAAAACCGACGAUGUACGCCAGGACAAAUACCGGCAGCACACAUGGAGACUUUCAAGAUAGAAACGGAGUGAAUUAUGUGACAUCCACAGAGUCUUUCGGCCACUGCUCUCAAUUGUUCUGGAAAAAGGAUCCGAACGACUCCGGACCGAGUUCGACCAUCAGCUGGUGCGAUCAGCUCCCUUCGUCCUCAGCAGCACUCUCCAGUUCCAGUCUCUCCUCAGCGUCACUCUCCAGCUCCAGUCUGUCCUUGGAGUCCCGAGCGCCGGCACCAGCGCCAGCGACGACGGCGUCAGACGACAUGGAGUCGGACGAGAGGCCGUACGUCUGCGACCUGUGCACCUGCGCCUACAAGCACGCCAGCUCCCUGCUCAACCACAAGCUCACCCACAAGACUGGAGACUUCAGGUGCGACUUCUGUAGCAAGCCCUACACCAACUACAUGUCCCUGCGCAACCACAUGCGAAUCCACGGUCAGAAGCGCUACAUGUGUGACCUCUGCGGGAAGGCCUUCCGCUUAGCCCGUUACCUCCGCAACCACCAGAGGAUCCAUGACGACGGGCCCAACCGCUUCGACUGUCCCUCCUGCUGCAAGAGCUACAGGACCAUGCUGGAGCUGGCCCAGCACCGCUGCACCGCUGCUGCAACCAACCAGAACCGGUUCAACUGCCCGUCCUGCUUUAAGAGCUACCGAACCAUGCUGGACCUGGCCCAGCAUCGCUGCAGCGCCGCGGCCAAAAACCAGUCCGGCAGUCGUCGUUCCAAUUACUCCAACGCUGCCCGCCGUCAGCAGCAACAGCAACAGCAGAACAGCGCCAACUCCAUGAUGCAACCGCAGCACGGAGGACACGGCCAGCAGGAACCUCUGCCCUCCCACUGCGUCUCCCCCAUGUCCCAGGGAGGGCAGGGCGGUGUGAGCAGCCAGUCUGUGCCUGACCCCCACCAGCAGGGCCGUCCCAGCUCGGUGUCCUCCCAGAGCAGCCAGCAGAGCAUGAGGAGCUCGUCCUCCAACAAACACGUCUCCUCCUCCAGCGCCACCCCGUCCUCCUCCUACUCCCUGCUCCAGCCCCUGGUGCCUGAGGUAAAGGAGAUGAGCUCGGGAUACACUAGACUGAGCGCCAACCCCAUGCCGAAGCAUCAGGACACUUUCUCUCUGGCCCCCCAGCGGCCCCUCACCACCAUCAACCCCAUCGGCCACUCCCUCCAUCCGAACGGAGCGCCCACGCUCAAGCCUUCCCCCGUGCCACGCACCAUCCAGGCCAUGCCCUGGGAGCAGCGCUCCCUCUACAAUCAAUGAGACCUCCCGGGAACCAGCCGCCCUCCCUCACGGUCGCGUCCUCCACCGCCACCACCCCCCCCCCACCCACCCCACACCCUCCUCCUCCUCCGCCUCUUUCGGACCCAGCAUCAAGGAGGAAGGAGUUGGGAUGCCCCUCCACCACAUCACCCCCUCCUUUGGAACGUUGUGUUUGGGAACGGGGAAGGGCACAUUGAGAACUAGUUGAGAUUGAUUACUGAGUAGUUAGGUUUAAAAAAAAUGUGUUGCCUUGACCCUCAUGUAUGAUCUAUGCCAUGUACUGGAUAUAAGUUAAAAUGUCUGUCCUCUCGCUAAGAAUUUUAUCUCCCCAUCCUCCUCUCCCACGCUAGUUAUGAAAAUAUCUAUCCUUCCCAUUAUGAAUAGUGUCUCUCCCCACCCCGCCCCCCUUUUUCCAUAUGUUAAAUGAAACGAAGAGGCUAUUUUUAUCAAAAGUGAGUUCCAGACCCUUAAAGUCGAGGGAUUCCAGGGCGCCAAGUUGUCAAAGUAAAUGUGACAAAAUUUUCCCUUCAAAUAUGUUUUUGAACAUAAAACCCAACUUUUUUUUUUUGUCAAAAGAGGCUUCUGGAAAGGAGAAGGGGAAACAACUUUUCUUUCUUUUUUCUUUUUUCUUUUUUUCUCCAAACGUUCCUCUUUAACUCCAGAAUGAAGCUUGUGUAUAUUGUGCGUUAGGAGGUGUCAUGACUAUUUCAGAAAGCCGUUUCCGUUACAGCGCCCCACAACCUCUCAUCCCGGAGCAUCGGCAGCGAGGACCACGGCGGAAACCACUCCGCUCACUGCUGUUCUGCAAAAAAAACAUUUUUGACGCCAGUUUGACUUCUUGGUGUUGUGAAGACUGAAAGCCCUUCUGUUGGAAAGGACCUCAAAGUCCCCCCCACCCACCCACCCACCCAGCCACAAACACCAACGAGGACAGUUUGGCGCGGUUACCUUCUUAUAACACACAACUGAAAGCUCACUCUUUUUCUAAACUUGCAUCUGACUGGUGGCUUAUUGUUAUUGUAGUUUUAAUAAUCUGUUGGCCGGGAAUCAAAUCUAGAAGAUAGCAAGUACAAGUCUCCAUCCCCUCUAUUUUUUUUUCUUCCUUUUUCUUCGAACUGACUGUUAACAUGUUUGUUCCUCUCACUUCAAAGCACUUUAAGACAAGUGCUGUAUAAUUAUUACUGUCAACCCCCCCCCGUCUAGAGCUGUGUCGGCUGUAAAGAUGUAACAUUGCCUUACAUCAACCCCUCAUCACGACUCAAUCACACACACCAUCACCAGUGACUUAGCAGCAGGACUGGGCCGGGUUUGAGCCCAUAACACGGCUGCAUCUGGAAACUACAGUGGCCAAAAUACAGUAUGUCUGCAGCUCUGGACCCCACCACCCACCACCUCCUCCUCCUCCUCCGCCUCAACUCCGACACACCCUCCAGUGUUGCUUUUCCUGUAGAAAAUGCCUACGUCUCACUGCUCCCAGGAUGGAUUUAGAUGACACCUACCUGCAGGGUGUUUCAAUAAGCAGCCAGCUGCCGUUAACCGGAUAACUUCCAAGUAAACAUAGAAAAGAUGAAGUGAAUUUUGCAAACGGUCAAUUUGAUGGAUAACAGUUUAAUCAAGGAUCCAGUAUGUAGUUCUGUUACGUUAUCUCGCUAACAUGGUGUUCAUUGAAAUACCCACGAUUCUACUGACAUUGUAUUAUCUCUUUUUAAAGUUGUUUCUAUUUUUAUUCAUGACAUGUUUUCAUCGUUGCUUUCUCUCUCCUUGUAAAGUGUCUUUGAGUAUUUAGAAAAGUGCUAUACAAAUAAAAUGUUUUAUUAUUAUCACCA
Dicentrarchus labrax (European seabass) is the source of this 3203-nucleotide messenger RNA. RefSeq names its product zinc finger protein 646. The transcript is spliced from 7 exons. Bases 94 to 1377 code for a protein of 427 amino acids. Gene Ontology annotation, biological process: regulation of DNA-templated transcription. The record is from RefSeq and is a predicted model, not a curated record. NCBI's taxonomy places the organism in Eukaryota, Metazoa, Chordata, Actinopteri, Moronidae. Gene Ontology annotation, molecular function: DNA-binding transcription factor activity, RNA polymerase II-specific; RNA polymerase II cis-regulatory region sequence-specific DNA binding.